Molecule: messenger RNA, 774 nt
Organism: Pistacia vera
Lineage: Eukaryota; Viridiplantae; Streptophyta; Magnoliopsida; Sapindales; Anacardiaceae
Product: disease resistance-like protein DSC1
Exons: 1
Coding region: 1-774 (257 amino acids)
Molecular function (GO): protein binding
Source: RefSeq, a predicted model, not a curated record
AUGGCUCCAAAGAUCUCAAGUAAAGUGGAAAAGCUAGAUCUAAGUCAUACUGCAAUAAAAGAAGCACCUUUCGUUGAAUAUCCAUCCAGGCUUGUUAGAUUGGAUCUUUCACAUUGUUCAAAGCUUGAAAGUCUCUCGAGCAAUAUUUGUGAGUUGCAAUUUCUUCAGUAUCUUGCAAUAAGAGAAUGCCGAAAACUUGAAAGAUUACCGGAUGACCUUGGAAACUUGGAAGCUUUGGAAACAUUGGACGCUUCUGGUAUUUUCACAAGAGAAAUACCAUCAUCCAUUUCCCAUUUGAGCAAACUUUCUUCAUUACAGAUAUCUCGAUUAUCUGAUGAUGAAGCGCCGUUGAAUUGGGUACCGAAUUCUCUAUCAAGAUUGAUGUCUUUGAAACGUCUUGAGUUGAUUAACUGUCAAAUUCCGGAGCUACCAAACAAUCUUGGUCAAUUAUCCUUUCUAGAAAUAUUAGAUGUGUAUGGAAAUAAUUUUGAGACCAUACCAGCAAGCAUCAAAGACCUUUCUAAUUUGGUUUUUCUGAACAUAUGCUAUUGUGAGAAGCUUCAGUCUUUACCAGAGCUUAAAAGUGGUCUAAAUGUGGCAGCAUAUAAUUGCUCAUCAUUGGAAUCAAUAUCGGAUUCGUCAUUUCUGUUCUCACCGAAUUCGAUGCAACAAAGAAUAAAUUUUGCGAAUUGUUUCAAACUGGAUCUGUCAACAUUCUUGGCAAGGUCUCUUUUUCACACACUCUCUCUCACUCAAUUUCAUAAAAUAUUGUGA